Monomorium pharaonis (pharaoh ant) is the source of this 2679-nucleotide messenger RNA. It is a transcript of the gene sau, whose product is annotated as Golgi phosphoprotein 3 homolog sauron. Lineage: Eukaryota; Metazoa; Arthropoda; Insecta; Hymenoptera; Formicidae. The coding region runs from base 559 to 1503 and encodes 314 amino acids. Gene Ontology annotation, cellular component: trans-Golgi network; cytosol; Golgi cisterna. Gene Ontology annotation, molecular function: phosphatidylinositol-4-phosphate binding. The record is from RefSeq and is a predicted model, not a curated record. Gene Ontology annotation, biological process: Golgi to plasma membrane protein transport; Golgi vesicle budding; Golgi organization. The transcript has 4 exons.
CACGUGUAUCUCGCACUGACGUCUUCCUCGCGGACGUGUCGUAUCUUGUGGUGAGUCGGUGACAUGUUAAGCGGCCGACAGAGAGCUGCGGUGAAGAUCCCAUCGUGAUCCCAUACGCAUUCCUUUCACGGGUGCAUUUCGUGCGGCACGUCGCUCGGUUGUGGUGUCAGGUCGUAAUCGCGCCACGUCGUGUCGCGCCGCGCGUUAUCCGUCGCGCCGACUCGGCCCAUCACGGGCAUCGCGGGCAAUUGUGCGAGCCGGAUGGAGAGGAGGUCAAUGAGAGGGCCUGGCCAUCUUGGAUGAGACAUGUCUCUUUGGAGUAAACGUCAACGGCACAGUGUUUACCGUGCGAUGCAUACUUGCUUCGGUAUCUUUUAAUAACGACAUCGCGUCUGGGACGGAGGAAACGUCCGUUUAGCGAAGCCGACGAGGAGAUCUCGCGGUGGUGUGUCCCCUCCGGAGGAGCACGCGGAGGAGCACGUACUCCUAAGUGGUGGUGGUGGUGGUGGUGGUGGUGGUGGUGGUGGUGGUGGUGACCUGUCGUGGUACCUGCGCCGCAUGAUGAAUCGCGGUGACGGGCUGGUGCAGCGACGACGCGUGGUCAACAGCGGUGGCAGCGGCAUUGGCGGUGGUGGCAGCGGCCACGGCCAGGAUGGUCCGAACGCAGACACCGUCGGCAACAACGACAAAUUAUCUGGACAAAGCCCGGACACAGACUGCCUGUCCCAGAAGGAUCUCAACUGUAAUCCCACCAUCGACGAUGACUCCGACAAAGAAACACGUCUCACUCUUAUGGAGGAGGUCCUGCUGCUGGGGCUUAAGGAUAAAGAGGGAUACACGUCUUUCUGGAAUGACUGCAUAAGUUCUGGAUUAAGAGGAUGUAUCUUGGCAGAACUUGCCUUUCGGGGUAGGGUGGAGCUGGAGAAGGCUGGCAUGCGUAAGAAGAGUCUGCUGACUAGAAAGCUCUUAUUGAAAAAUGACGCACCUACGGGAGACGUACUGUUGGAUGAAGCUUUGAAACACUUAAAAGAUACAGACCCACCCGAAACUGUGCAGAGUUGGAUAGAAUACCUUAGUGGAGAAACAUGGAAUCCCUUGAAAUUAAGGUAUCAAUUGAAAAAUGUCAGAGAACGGCUAGCAAAAAAUCUUGUUGAGAAAGGUGUUUUAACUACAGAAAAGCAAAAUUUCUUAUUGUUUGAUAUGACUACUCAUCCUCUUACCGACAAUCUUGCCAAGAGCCGUCUCGUGAAAAAGAUCCAAGAGGCUGUAUUAGGCCGUUGGGUAAAUGAUGCUGCUCGCAUGGAUAGACGAACGUUGGCAUUAGUUAUUUUAGCUCACGCAGCUGAUGUAUUAGAAAAUGCAUUUGCGCCAUUGUCAGACGACGAUUAUGAAGUAGCGAUGCGAAGAGUACGGACAUUAUUAGACCUCGACUUUGAGACAGAAGCCACUAAACGUAACGCGAAUCCGGUACUUUGGGCUGUAUUUGCCGCAUUCACCAAGUAACAGUUACUAACUCUUAAAUUUCGUGGACGCGGAAUAGUUUUCUACUAUUAAAUUCUAUUAUUAUGUAUUAUACAAUACUAUUAUUCUUAUACUAAUGUGAAUAAUGAACUCAAUGAUUUUGCAUGUCUUUUGGUUGCGACAAUUGUGUAAAAAUAGAUACAAGAACACUUUUGUUACAUAAUGAAAUAAUUCAGACCAAAUAAUCCGUACUCGACUAUAUAGAAAACUUUUAAGAAAUUUUAUUCAUUUUCGUUAUUGUUAUUUAAUACAUAUUUGAUAGCUAAAUAACGAAUAUAUUCGUAUUUAAAUAUUAUUCAAUAAGAAGCGUGAAUGUAUGCCUUGUGCCGAAUAUUAUUUUAUUUGGGAAAGAACGAGUGCACUACGUUAAACUUAAAAUCUAUACUUUCUUGCUUGUUCAUUGUGUUUACGAAUGUAUCUAUUCAUAAACAUAAGAUGCAGGACACUAUGCGGGGUGCCUCAAAAUAGAUACUGGACGUGAUAGCGUCAAAGAAAUCUGAAUUAUAUGUUCUUAGCCAUAAUUUUGUGAAAUAUACAAGUAUGUACAUAUAUUCCUUUGAAUCCUAACUUUUAAUAUAUAGUAUAUACAUGUGCGCCUCUUUGUUUAUGUCAUAUAGAAUUUCGUGUUAUAUCCGCGAGAUUAAAUCGCGUUCCUUAUAUAUAUUUUAUGUUUAAUCGAUCUACAUGCAUUUAACAUUUUUUUCCACAAAAGAGUUUUAGACAUUUUUAAAACUGUUAAUUAUUUCAUUCAGCAUAUAUACUGAUAGAUAUGAUUUUACACAUGGCCGACCUCGUCAUCGCGAUAUUACACGUGCCACAUUUCUGAUAAUCAUUUAACUGUUAUAAAUUUUUCAGAAGAUUCUAUGCACAACUAUUUCUAUAUAAGUGUUCAUUUUUCAUACAGAUCAUUAUUACAAUAUCAUUGUUACAAUGUCUUCUGAUAGAGAUUGUACUGAUAGUAUUACCAUGUGGCAGUAAAGUACUCAGAUUUCGAAUGAAACAAUGACGAAUUAUUUAUUUUUGAUUAUUGACAUUUCAAAAUUUCUUAGAUAAGCGAUAAUUUCAUUGUAAUCUGAUAGUUGAACACAUAGAUUAGUCCAUGUAUAGUAUUACAAGUUGCUUGUCCUGAGACUAUUAAAUAUAACAACAAACACAUUU